Messenger RNA from Thlaspi arvense, 5506 nucleotides. The record is from the annotation of a GenBank genome assembly. NCBI's taxonomy places the organism in Eukaryota, Viridiplantae, Streptophyta, Magnoliopsida, Brassicales, Brassicaceae.
UUUAAUUUUAAAACAAAAAGAACUCCCAUAGUCACAAGAGCGUGGAUUCGAAAAAUCAUCAACAUUUCUGGGUUUCUCUCCAGAAGAAAUUGAAUUUUCUCUGUGAAAAUGGGCGAAGAAUCAGAAAUGGCUUCCGCUUCUGCAGAUCGUCAUCUCCUCCAGAAAAUCGCCAAGAUCCUGAACGAGACUCGCACUUCCUACGCUACUCAUAACCGGAAGCUGAAAGAGCUAGCCACCGUCCGGUCGAAACUAUCUUCGCCUGAGUCCGAUGAGUCGUCCUCUGUCCGUCGAUUCUCUUCGGUGUUUUUCAAAACCCUAACCCCUCUUUUCAUUGCGGCCCAACGGAGAACGGCGGCGGCAGAGCGUAUUGUACGGUUCGUGGCGGAAUUCGCUUGUCUGCGUAGUAAUUCCGGUGGCGAUUCCGAGUGCGAAGAGUUUCUGGAUGAGUUUCUGAAGUUUUUAAUUUCUGGUACUGUGGCUGCGAACAGAAACGCUAGGUUCAGGGCGUGCCAGAUAAUCUCUGAGAUCAUAUUGAGGCUGCCAGAUGAUGUGGAAGUGGCGGAUGAACUGUGGGAUGAUGUAAUAGACUGUAUGAUGUUGCGUGUUCGAGACAAAGUUCCUGUCAUCCGUACGUUUGCUGUCAGGUCUCUUUCACGCUUUGUCAACGAUCCUGAGAAUAGUGACAUUCUUGAUUUGCUCCUUGAGGUGCUUCCCCUGGAACAGAAUCCGGAGGUACGCAAAACAAUUGUUCUAUCUCUGCCUCCUUCAAAUGCAACAACCCAAGCAAUUAUCGAUUGCACGCUCGAUGUUAAUGAAUCAGUACGCAAAGCAGCUUACUCUGUUCUCGCAAAUAAAGUUCCUCUUCAGAGUCUGAGCAUCAAGCUUAGGACCACAAUUCUACAGAGAGGGCUCGCUGAUCGCGCUGUAAAUGUUUCAAAGGAAUGUUUGAAGCUAAUGAAAGAUCAAUGGCUAUCUAACUAUUGUCAAGGUGAUCCUAUCGAAUUUCUGAAAUACCUCGAUGUUGAAACUUAUGAAUCUGUAGCAGAAUCGGCUUUGGAGGUUCUGUUAAGUGAAGGAUUGAUAAUGCCUACCGAUGAUAAAAGCAUCCAGCAGUACAUAUUGUCAGCAGAUGGUGAAGCAAGAGAUGAGAGCGCAUGUUCUCCACCCAACAUCCAACUUAUGGAGCCGGAAAUCGCUCUUUACUGGAGGAUUAUAUGCAGGAAGUUACACAAUAGCGCUCAAGCAAAAGGUUCUGAUGCUGCUACUGCGAUGGGAGCUGAGGCAGCAGUUUAUGCCGCUGAAGCUUCAGAUGCGAAUGAUUUUCUGGAAAGAAUUCUCCCUGCAACAGUUUCUGAUUAUGUUUCUCUAGUUAAAGCUCAUAUAGAAGCUGGACCGAAUCAUCACUUUGCUUCGAGGCAGCUAUUAUUGCUGGGCACAAUGCUUGAUUUCUCUGAUGCCAUGCUCCACAAGACUGCAAGUUCAUUUGUCCAGGAGCUGCUCCACAGACCAUUUGAGCAAGAAUUAGAUGAAGAUGGGAACAGUAUUGUGAUUGGAGACGGUAUAAACCUUGGUGGUGAUAAAGACUGGGCUGAUGCAGUUUCCAAAUUAGCCAAGAAAGUCCAUGCUGCCCCUGGAGAAUAUGAAGAAGUUAUACUUGUUGUUGUUGAAGAACUAGCGAGACCCUGUAGGGAAAGGACUGCGGAUUUUCUGCAGUGGAUGCACAUGCUUUCUCUGACAAGUCUUCUCUUGGAAAAUGGAAAAUCUUUACAUUCACUUCAAGGGAAGGCUAUUGAACCAGAAGAGAUAUUGCAUGCUUUGUUGCUCCCAGGGGCAAAACACACACACUUGGAUGUGCAGAGGAUUGCUGUAAAGUGCCUUGGUCUUUUUGGUUUGUUAGAGAAGAAGCCUAGCGAAGGGCUAGUAAGGCAGCUACGUGUAGCUUUUUGUAGAAGCCCUCCUGCAAUUAGUAUUAUGGCUUCUAAGGCGCUAGUGGAUCUUGGGAUGUGGCAUAGCCCAACAGAAGUUGACAAGGCAUUGGGACAAGAUCUCUUGUCACAAUUUGAGGAUGAGAGCAUUGAUUAUGUACCCAUCGACUUGUCAAAUGCCGAAGAAGAUUUGAAUUUAAAAACGCUCGAUCUCUUGUAUGCUGGACUUGAAAGUGAUGACUGGAGAGAAUACACAGAGAGCAGUGACGAUGAGUCGGUUAAAGCAACUGUCGGGGAGGGGUUUGCGAAACUUCUUCUUCUAGGAGAGAAGUACCCAAACUUGCCUGCAUCGUUUUAUCCUUUUGUUUUGGGCAAGCUGAUUGCAUUAUACUUCAGUGAGGAGUCAAAAGAACAACUGAGGUUCAAACAGUGUUUGUCUGUCUUCUUUGAGCACUAUGCUUCCCUCUCGGAAAAGCAUAAGGGAUACGUGUCAAAGGCUUUUGUUCCUCUCAUGCGCUCUAUGUGGCCUGGGAUUGAUGAUAACUCUAAAAGCUCUUCAUAUGUUGUAUCGACUCAACGCAAGCGUGCUGUCCAAGCAUCCAGAUUCUUACUGCAGAUGAUGCAAACCCCGCUUUACAAACCACCAGAGGAUUCUAUUCAAACUCCACUAGACCGUACAGAAGAAGGGUUAGCCAUACGCAUAGCCAUCGAGAUGGUAAGCUUCAAGGGAAAUAAGACUGCUGCUGAGAAGGCAUACGUUGCAGCACUAUGCAAAACACUUGUGUUACUCCAUCUGAAACCAUCAGAACAAAACGUGGUGAAGCUGAUGAAAAAGCUUUUAAGCCGAGUCGCUGAUUCUGUAUGCUCAGAGAAGGAGCUUCUUAAGGAAGUGAAACUGGUGCUUGAACAUCUAAAAUCUUUGGAUGCUUCUCCAAGCGAGGAGAUAUCACAAGAUGAAGCAAAUUCAAUCUUUGAAACGCUAGGAGUAAAAUAUGACCUGGACAUCACUGCACCUGCAACAGUGCAACAGACACCUGCUCCUUGCUCAAAAAGACCAGCUCCUUCAAGAAGACGAGCAAGGAUCCAAGAAUCAUCCUCUGAUGAAGAUGAAGAAGUAGCAUCUCCUCCUCCACCUUCUGCUCCUAAUACUUUGAUGACUCGAUCACACCGAGCAAGUAAAGCUGCUGCUUUAGCCAAAAUAAUGGCAAGCAAAGUGAAAAUACGCGAAGCAGAUGAGGAUAUUGAGGAAGAAGACGAAGAAGGUUCAUCUGAUGUUACAGCAGAUGAUUCAGAUGAAUCUGCUGAAUGAAUCAAUAUAGACAACUGAGUUAGGAAUUGGUCCUGUUGUUUGCACGUUUUCUUUACCAAAACAUAUUUGGUUUAUUUAACUAUGUCAUGUCUUAGUUGCGUGUGACCAAUUCGUUGCUUGUUAUCAAAGUUUAUUUGGUACAAAAACUCAAAACUUAUAAGACCUACAUUAUUUUCUUGUCCAAAACAAACUAAACUGCAGAAAAUCAUUUUGCCAAAAGUCUAAGGUUGGUUCAGCCAAUCAAGCUCAGUCUCAGAGAGCCUUUUGAAAACUUCCUUAACACUCCUGUCGAGAUUCCCAUUGAUCCUCCACAACACCAUCUUACUCUCCAUCUUCAUGCCAUUGAUCCCAUAGAGCUUCCAUAACAAGCCCUUGACGAAUCUGUACUCACAAGUCUUGUACCAGUCCCAUUGUUUCUCCACAGUGCCUUCAACAUCUCUGAAAGCUCUCAUCACAAGCCCAACCUCCAUACCUCUCUCCACAAGCUCUCUCACCGAAUCCACCAUCUUUUCCGCAAUCUCCCUAACAAACCCUGCGUGACUCGCGAUGUUUAUCAAUCGAAUCGCUGCACAGAACGCACCUGUAAACGCCAAGACCCAGAUACUGUUGUCUACCAAAAGCUCUCUUGGUGGGUUUAGCCUUUUGUAAAUCUCUGGGAGGAGACUAUUCAUAGCAUGGAUCACAACGUCUUCUUUAUCAUCGAACCGCAUUGUUAAGCACUGGAAGAUGUAAACCGCUUUGCUGAACUCUGCUUUGCUUUGUGAUGCAAUGUAGUCCCAAAGAUCGAACCACGGGUCGUCUGUGUAGCUGAAUGUCUCCAACGCAACGUGGAACACAACUUGACCAAGAACCAUGAACGUCUUCUCAGGAAUUCUUUUUCCCCUAAGGCAACGUACAAGCAAAGGAUUAAGCUUUUCGAUCUCUGAAAUGUCUAAGUACCACUUGCCUGAAGUGUGGUCACAAAGCACAUCAUGGAGUCUUCUGAUUGCAACCUCUCUGGUGCUAUCAUCGUAUUCAGCCACUGCAAACGCAGCCAAGAUAUCAAACGGAGAUAACUUCGUGAAGCUGUGGUACAAGUCACGGUCAUCUCCUAGAUCACGAUCUUGAUUCUUCUCAAAGCGAGAUAGUCUGAGUUUGAAAGAUGUAUUCUCGACGUACUUGUCUUGUAUUGUGACCAUUUGAUAGAUCUUCUUCGCGGUUUCUUUCGUCUUUGUUCCGAUUCUAGCGAUCUUGAACGCAAACUCUGCAACAAAGCCACAUUGUUUUGUGCUCCAUUUACACGACUUCGCGUCUCUCUCCAAGAACUUGACGAGACUUUCAAGCGCGUUUUGAAGAAACUCCUCCAUUCCCAUACCCACAAGCACACGAGCUGAAUUCAGAACGGUGUCAAGAAUCUCCCUCGUCAAGUCGAUUCUCAAUCCCGAAUCCAAAAGCUGAAACGCUAAUUUGAUAGCAGUUUCUAAAGCAAAAGUCCACUCUUCGCUUUGAUUUCGCUGAGGAUGAAGCAACACUUUGUAGACUUCCUCUCGGAGUUUGUGAAGAAACCUGUUGGUGAAUCCUCCGUAGAGUGGAGGCAGAUCGAUGAAGACGCUGAAAGCCCUAAAUGGAUCGGUGUUGGCGAGCGUGAACAUACAAUCGCCGAGCUCGUCCCAUCCGUCACUAUCAAGCAUCACAACAUUGAAAGCUACAUAAGAAACGAUGAUUCUCAGGGUCCUCGUCACAAAUUUAUUGGCUUCUCGAAUCGUCAGGCAAGAAAUCAGAAGCUGCUUGAUGUCAUUUAGAGCGACGAUAGAGAGUACGAAGCCUCGAGUACUUCUUAUUUCGGUGAGAGUUUCGGAAAGGAGGAGGAGCGAUCGGAAACUGGUGACUUCAUCGGAAGAGUAUCGAUACGCUUUGAGAAGCAUUUGAGUUAAGCAAUUCGGAAAAUUAGCGACGCAGAAAUCGCACAGAGCAAGCGCUGAUUUGUAUUCGACGGAUUCUUUAGGCGUAUAGAGUUGAUCGACGAUGAUCGUUAAUCUUUCGUGGCGUGGAGUCGCGAGAAUAUCCCUGGCUUUCAACCAGAGAUUUGAAGAUUCCGCCAUUGUUGCAGCUUCAGUGGAAUCGGUUUCUAACUUUCUACCUUUUUCCCGAGAAAAUUUUCGAGGUUGAAGAUUUGCAGGAGGUUUACGUUUGUUUUAACGGAACUCAAUCUAAACCGGAGUUGACUAAAACAAAAUAAAAAUAAAUCCUUCUAAACCGAACGUAAAUCGAACCGGAUCCCAAUAUUUAGCCA